GGCCCGCCAGUUUCCGUCAAAUCUCUUUAUCCGGCGAAUCUCAUUAUAUGAAAAUAUUGACAUGAAGAACCAAAUAAAGCGGAGUGGAUAUAGAUGACUUCGACUAGUUCGUGAUUGAUUUAUAGUUGAAUGAUUGAUUGAUGUAUGUGGAAGUUCUUUCACAAUGAUGAAAAGGUUAGGAUCAAUCCGGAACUAUGUUAAUCAUAGCAUACAGCCUUUUUUGAAGAAUGAACAGUCAAGUAAUGAUCAUAUAAUUUUCUUGUGUAAGCAAAAGUUAUUUAAACAAGCUUUAGAGGCAUUUGAGUUGUUAGAAAGGAACACAUCUUAUAAUUUGUAUCCAAGCACGUAUGCACAGCUAGUAUCCGCAUGUUCGUCCCUUAGAUCCCUGAAGUAUGCUAGGAAAGUUCAUAGUCAUGUAUUAGCAUCGAAUUAUCAGCCAGACAUGAUUUUUCAUAACCAUUUGUUGAAUAUGUAUGGUAAGUGUGGGUCGUUGAAGGAUGCUCGAAAGGUGUUUGACGAAAUGCUUGAACGGAAUUUGGUAACUUGGACUUCUAUAAUUGCUGGGUACUCACAAAAUGGUGAGGAGAAUGAAGCUGUGAGUCUUUACUUUCAAAUGCGACAGUUUGGUCUUAUACCGGACCAGUUUACAUUUGGAAGCGUAAUCAAAGCGUGCUCGAAUAUGAAUCAAGUGGAGUUAGGGAAGCAGUUGCAUGGCCAUGUGAUGAAAUCAGAACAUGGUUCCCACCUUAUUGCUCAGAAUGCACUGAUCGCGAUGUAUACGAAGUUUAGUCAAGUUAACGAGGCAUUGACAGUGUUCUCGCGUAUUAAAUCGAAGGAUUUGAUUUCGUGGAGCUCAAUGAUUGCUGGAUAUUCACAGCUUGGUUAUGAAUUAGAAGCUCUGUCCUGCUUGAAAGAGAUGCUUAGUCAGGGAAUUUACAAACUGAAUGAAUUUGUUUUUGGAAGCGUUUUUAAUGCCUGUAGAAGUCUUGCACGGGCUGAAUAUGGAAGACAAAUACAUGGUUUAAGUAUAAAAUUCGGGCUUAGCUUUGAUGCUUUUGCUGGUUGUGCUGUUACUGACAUGUAUGCCAGAUGUGGAUGGUUGUGUUCUGCAAGAACUGCAUUCUACCAGAUAGGAAAUCCCGAUCUCGUAUCCUGGAAUGCUCUGAUUGCGGGGUUUGCAUAUGGAGGUAAUCCUGAUGAAGCUAUAUGUCUAUUUUCUCAGAUGAGAACUUUGAGUUUGACACCAGAUGAUGUCACAGUUCGUUCUUUACUUUGUGCCUUUGUAAGUCCAUCUGCUCUCUUUCUAGGAAAGCAAGUGCACUGCUAUGUUAUUAAGAGUGGCUUUGAUAUAGAGAUUUCCAUCUCUAAUACGUUACUUUCAAUGUAUGCCAACUGUUCAGAUCUUCCGGAUGCACAUAAAAUAUUCACUGAGAUAAAACACAAGGCAGAUUUAGUCUCGUGGAAUGCCAUUCUUACAGCUUAUCUACAACAGAGAGAUUCUGGAGAAGUCUUCUCAUUAUUUAAAAUGAUGCUUCUUUCUUCUGAUAAGCCUGAUCAUAUUACAUUAGUUAAUAUGCUUGGGGCUUCAGGCAAAGUAGCCUCUUUGGAAAUAGGAGACCAGAUUUGUUGCUAUGCCAUGAAAAAUGGGCUAAGUGAAGAUAGCUGUGUGAUGAACGCCUUAAUUGACAUGUAUGUGAAAUGUGGACAUAUGACAAGUGCUAAGAAGCUCUUUGAUAAUAUGAAGAACCCUGAUGCGGUCUCAUGGAGUAGUUUAAUAGUGGGGUAUGCUCUGUUUGGAUACGGAGAAAAAGCUCUAGAUCUCUUCCAGAAGAUGAGAUAUUUAGCUGUCAAGCCAAACCAAGUUACCUUUGUCGGUGUUUUGACUGCUUGUAGUCAUGUUGGACGAGUAAAAGAAGGGUGGCAGUUGUUCAGAGACAUGCAAAUGGAGUUUGGUAUUGUACCAACUAGAGAGCAUUGUUGCUGUGUGGUUGACUUGCUUGCCCGAGCAGGUUGCAUAGAAGAAGCAGAAGCUUUUAUCAAUCAAAUGGAACUUGAUCCUGAUAUUGUGGUGUGGAAAACUUUGUUAGCUGCUUGUAAGACACGUAACAAUCUUGAUGUUGGCAAACGAGCCGCAGAGAAAAUCUUGGAGAUUGAUCCCUCGAAUUCUGCUGCACAUGUGUUACUCUGUAACAUUUUUGCUUCUACUGGCAGUUGGAAAGACGUUGCAUCACUGAGGGGUCUGAUGAGACAAAAAGGUGUCAAAAAGGUUCCAGGUCAAAGCUGGAUUGAAGUCAAAGACCGGAUCCAUGUCUUCUUGGCUGAGGACUGUGUGCACCCAGAGAGGGACAGAAUAUAUUGCAUGCUAGAUGAACUAUGGCUACAGAUGCUGGAUGAUGAUUAUUUGCCCAUUCAGAUUUAAGUUUUAGGGGUAAAACAUUCUGGACUAGAUGAGUAAUGGAUACACACUUCUCGCACUGUCCACAUUGUCUUGACUAGAGAGACAAUGAAGCAGCAAAUAGCUGUCAGUACAAUGUGCCGUUGUUUCAUAUAGAGAUGUAUUUCGAGUUCCUGAUUGCAGAUUAACUGAAGAUACCAUGGAAGAUUGCUGCCAAGUGCCAAUUUGGAAUAGAGAAAGAGAUGAAUAUGAAAGAUGGCUCUACUGCUUUUAAGGAGUGA
This is a messenger RNA of Lycium ferocissimum, 2676 nucleotides long. RefSeq names its product pentatricopeptide repeat-containing protein At3g53360, mitochondrial. The transcript has 2 exons. The record is from RefSeq and is a predicted model, not a curated record. Gene Ontology annotation, biological process: RNA modification. Gene Ontology annotation, molecular function: RNA binding; protein binding. The coding region runs from base 164 to 2419 and encodes 751 amino acids. NCBI's taxonomy places the organism in Eukaryota, Viridiplantae, Streptophyta, Magnoliopsida, Solanales, Solanaceae.